Messenger RNA from Limanda limanda (common dab), 2168 nucleotides. Its product is annotated as gastrula zinc finger protein XlCGF57.1-like. Bases 112 to 1851 code for a protein of 579 amino acids. The transcript is spliced from 2 exons. The record is from RefSeq and is a predicted model, not a curated record. Gene Ontology annotation, molecular function: RNA polymerase II cis-regulatory region sequence-specific DNA binding; DNA-binding transcription factor activity. NCBI's taxonomy places the organism in Eukaryota, Metazoa, Chordata, Actinopteri, Pleuronectiformes, Pleuronectidae. Gene Ontology annotation, biological process: regulation of transcription by RNA polymerase II.
GCCGUGCAGCUGCUGCGGGUGUCGGUACAUGAGCGGAUCAGCGCUGCCGCUGAAGACUUCCUGCUGCAGGUGGAGAAAGGAGGAGAGGAUCAAGUCCCGGAGCUGAGAGCGAUGCUAACCGAGCGGCUAAUGGCGGCGGAGGAGGAGAUCCUCGCGGUGCUUGAGGAAACCUUGUUAGAGUACGAGGAGCGAGUGGAGCAGACAGAGCGGUCCGAGCGGGAGAUCUGCCGCCAGAGGAGGCUGCUCGAUGCCUCGAUGCAGCCCGAAGUCCGGCUGCACAGAGCAGUGUGUCCUGCAGACGUCCAGCAACUGAUGGUGAUUAAAGAAGAGGUUCCCCCUGAGGAGCAGCAGUGGAGCCCCCUUGUGGACCAGGAGGACCCAGAACCCCUCCACAUUAAAGAGGAACCGUGGACCAAUCAGGAUGGACAGCAGCUUCAAGGACUGGAGGAGGCUGAUAUCAAGUUCACAUUGACGCCUGUCGCUGUGAAGAGUGAAGAAGAUGAGGAGAAACUUCAAUCGUCAAAGCUUCAUCCGAGUGAGACUAAGGAGAACAGAGCGGACUGUGGAGGACCAGAACCAGCCAGGAACUCAGGUCCUGAUGGACUUUUACAACAAGGUACUGAGGACAAGAGUGAAGACUCUUCUGAGACUGAUGAGAGUGAGGAUGAUCGGCUGGAGACCAGGGAAUCUCAGACUGGUUUAAAUACAAGAAACAACAAACAGCAUCUAAGUGAUAUGGGAUGUAAGACAAAAAAAAAAAAGUUAAGUUGCUCUGAGUGUGGUAAAAGAUUUAGCCAUAGGGGCCAUCUAAAUUCACAUAUGAAGAUUCAUACUGGAGAGAAACCGUUUAGUUGCUCUGAGUGUGGCAAAAGAUUUAGCCAGAAGAGCCAUCUAAAUAUACAUAUGAGGAUUCAUACUGGAGAGAAACAGUUUAGCUGCUCUGAGUGUGGUCAAAGAUUUAGCCGUAGGGACAGUCUAAAAACACAUAUGAGGAUUCAUACAGGAGAGAACCCGUUUAGUUGCUCUGAGUGUGGUCAAAGAUUUAGCCAAAGGGGCAGUCUAAAUACACAUAUGAGGAUUCAUACAGGAGAGAAUCCGUUUAGUUGCUCUGAGUGUGGUAAAACAUUUAAAGAAAGGAGCAGUCUAAAUACACAUAUGAGGAUACAUACUGGAGAGAAACAGUUUAGUUGCUUUAAGUGUGGUCAAAGAUUUCGCCGUAGGGACACUCUAAAUGUACAUAUGAGGAUUCAUACAGUAGAGAAACCGUUUAGUUGCUCUGAGUGUGGUCAAAGAUUUCGUAGUAGGGGCAGUCUAAAUUCACAUAUGAGGAUUCAUACAGGAGAGAAACCGUUUAGUUGCUCUGAGUGUGGUCAAAGAUUUAGCCAUAGGGGCAAUCUAAAUUCACAUAUGAGGAUUCAUACAGGAGAGAAACCGUUUAGUUGCUCUGAGUGUGGCAAAAAAUGUAACGAAAGGGGCAGUCUAAGUAAACAUAUGAGGAUUCAUACAGGAGAAAAACCGUUUAGUUGCUCUGAGUGUGGUCAAAGCUUUAGCCAAAGGGACAAUCUAAAUACACAUAUGAGGAUUCAUACAGGAGAGAAACCGUUUAGUUGCUCUGAGUGUGGUAAAAGAUUUAACAAAAGGGGCAGUCUAAAUAAACAUAUGAGGAGUCAUACAGGAGAGAAACCGUUUAGUUGCUCUGAGUGUGGUCAAAGAUUUAGCCGUGGGGACAAUCUAAAUACACACAUGAUGAUUCAUACAGGAGAGAAACCGUUUGGUUGCUCUGAGUGUGGUAAAAGAUUUAACAAAAAGGGCAUUCUAAAUACACAUAUGAGGAGUCAUGCAGGAGAUUAACCGUUUAACGGCUCAGAGUCUGGUAAAAGAUGAAAGAUUCAGUCCUAUUGUACGAGACGUGAGGAUUCAUACAGGAGGGAGGUGAUUCAGUUGCAACAUUUGCAACAAAAGUUGUAUUAGGAUUUACCAGCAGAUAUUUAUAUGAUACAUAUUCAUAGUUCACUGUUGUAAAUAGACUAUUAACAGUUUUGAUGUCCCUAGAAAACAUAACUCAUUGAAUAACAUGGCAGAUUGUGUUUAUAUAUCUCGUUUCUACUGAUGUCUACAUAAUGUAUCUAUUUUCAGUGUUUCCCCUAGGUUUACAGCUUUGGGGGGGA